CUUUAUAUAAUGGAUCUUUAUAUGCUAAAGUUGACAGUGCUAGCCACCGUGAAAAUCUUUGGAAAUAUUACAAAAAAUGAGUUCAGAAAUUUUAUAUUAUUACUUUUGUUGGGAUAAUCCAAUAAAAAUACUGCAAAUUUUAAAAACCUUCAAUAAUAUAGACGUUUUUUAUAAAAAUGGAGUUUUUUUUGAAUUUGCUUUAUCAAAUGAUUAUGUAGAGAUAUUUGAAGCAUUAAUGGCUUAUUUUGAAAAUAAACAAUUUCCAAUAAAAAAUGAAAUAUAUGAAGAAAAAAUAAAAGAGCUUUCAGAGAUUUUAGAAGAAUUUGCAAGUGGAAUGGAACUUACAUGUGAAAUGAAAAAAGCGUUAUCCCAAUACAUAGACUUUGAUGAUAGCAGUACUGAUAGUAGAGAACAUGACUUUGACGAUGAUUUUAAUAAUGAUUUAAGUAGCACUUUACCAACAGAUAAUGAACAAGAUAAUAGCUCUAAAAGCAAAUAUUUAACCCCAGGAAAUAAUUCUUCAAAUUUUUACAACAACAAAGUUGCAAAUUGGUUGUGUAUCUGAAUUUUAACAGGAGUCACUAAGUUUCCGUUCACCACAAAAUCUUUGAAAUAAUAUUGGAAUACUACAAAAAAUGGUUUCUAACAUAUUGGGAGCAACUAAACAAGUGACAAUGUCCUAAUGUUCUAUGAUGUCCUAAUUGUUAAAAAAGACAUUCAUAUUUGCGACGAAUCAAAAAUAGAAGAAUAUUAGUAUUUGACUUAAAACAGUAGAAGUUACUUAUCUUCAUAAUAUCAAUGUAUUUUGAACGAUUUCGAGGUAAUAAUUUUUUUCGACAUGUUCUAUGAUGUCCUAAUUGUUAAAAAAGACAUUCAUAUUUGCGACGAAUCAAAAAUAGAAGAAUAUUAGUAUUUGACUUAAAACAGUAGAAGUUACUUAUCUUCUGUUUUGUGAUCAAUGAAUCUUGCUUAAUAAUAAAAUAAUAAUCAUAUUCCUAAUGUUGAAUUAAUGUUAAAAACAUAAUCCAGCAAACUUAUGAUUGCGACUUAAAAACUUAUUUUUAACUUUUUCUGUAAAUAAAAUCGGUAUUAGUUGUGUUUUAUUAAGAAUAUAUUUUUUUGAGAAUCUUGUAAAAAAUA
This is a messenger RNA of Hydra vulgaris (swiftwater hydra), 1140 nucleotides long. RefSeq lists its product as uncharacterized. Lineage: Eukaryota; Metazoa; Cnidaria; Hydrozoa; Anthoathecata; Hydridae. The record is from RefSeq and is a predicted model, not a curated record.